Messenger RNA from Caenorhabditis remanei, 3582 nucleotides. RefSeq lists its product as uncharacterized. Gene Ontology annotation, biological process: non-motile cilium assembly; protein localization to cilium; intraciliary retrograde transport. NCBI's taxonomy places the organism in Eukaryota, Metazoa, Nematoda, Chromadorea, Rhabditida, Rhabditidae. The transcript has 19 exons. The record is from RefSeq and is a predicted model, not a curated record. Bases 1 to 3582 code for a protein of 1193 amino acids. Gene Ontology annotation, molecular function: protein binding. Gene Ontology annotation, cellular component: intraciliary transport particle A; non-motile cilium.
AUGCGUCCAAAUCUCUUGUGGGUCGAUAAAAUAGUCGAUGAGUCGAACGAAGCUGGAGUGUGUGUAUAUGACUUGGCAUUCAAACCAGAUGGAUCCGAGUUGUUGUUGGCGGCGGAUAACAAAUUGUUUCUGUUUGAUGUGGCGGAAGGUGGACAGAUGCAAAUUUUGAAAGGCCACAAAGACCUUGUCUACACAGUUGCCUGGUCUCAUGAUGGAGAGAUGUUCGCUUCUGGAGGAGCCGAUAAACUGGUGAUUCUAUGGAAUGAGAAGCAUGAGGGAUAUCUGAGAUACAGUCACACCGACGUAAUCCAAUCUAUGGUGUUCAAUCCAGUCAAUCUAAUCCUUCUAACUUGUGCUUUGAAUGAGUUCGGCCUGUGGUCAACAACGAACAAGAAUGUGGUGAAGCAGAGGAGUAAUACGAGAUGUUGUAGUUGUGCGUGGAAUACGGAUGGAACUGUUUAUGCAAUUGGACAUGGAGAUGGAACUGUUGCGUUGAGGAAGGGAACCAUUGUGACCGAAGAAGCGUCAAUGAUCAUCCAACGUGAUAGUACUGAACCAGUCUGGGGUAUCGCAUUCUCCUCAAACAAACUAUUUGCUCCGAAAGAUUCUCAAGGAAAUCCGACGAAUAUUGAUGAGAUAAUGGCUGUGAUUGACUGGAGCAAGACUCUUUCUUUCUAUACAAUGGAGGGAGAAUUGAAGGAAUCGAGACAGUUGGACUUCGAACCACACUGUAUUAAGUACUGUAUUCAGGGAGAAUAUUUGUUGAUUGGAGGGUCGGAUAGGAAAUUGAAGAUUUAUACGAGGACAGGCGUCCUGCUCUCCACUGUUGCUCAAAUGGAUCAUUGGAUUUGGUCUGUGGCAGUUCGUCCGAACACUAACACGAUUGCAAUGGGAUGUGUAGAUGGAACUAUUGCAUGCUACAAUUUGAUCUUUUCAACAGUUCAUUGUGUUGAUCAUGCGAGAUAUGCUGUGAGAAAAUCCAUGACCGACGUCUACGUACAAAAUCUUGAGUACCGUACCAGCAGCAACAUUCGUUGUCAAGAUCUCGUUAAGAAAAUGUCAUUGUACGACACAAAACUCGCCAUUCAACUAUCCGAUAAAAUUCAAAUCUACAAGCAAUCAUCUGGAUUGAAUAAACAGGAACGGAGGAAAUAUCUGAAGUAUACACUGCAAGACACGAUUCGAAAAGAUUUGGAGUUCUCGUUGAUGGUUGUAACGCAUGGGCAUCUGGUUGUUUGCAAUGAGGAUAAACUGGAGUGUUAUGACUUCAAGGGAAUCAAGAAAAGGUCAUGGAAUAUGAAGUCAGUAGUCAGGUAUUUGAGGGUACUCGGCGGUCCCCCUCACCGUGAAACUCUUGUCCUUGGAACCGUUGAUGGAUGUGUCUACAAAGUGUUGAUUGACAAUGAUUACCCGAUUCUUUUGGAUACCCGAAAAACACCAAUCAAGUGUGUAGACAUCAACGCGAAUCGAACAAUUCUUGCCUCGAUUGAGGACACUUUAGUCUGCAAAUGGUCGGAUAUUGCUACUGGAGAGACACUUCUUCAAGAACCCGGAUGUUAUAGUGUUGUAUUCAAUACAGUUAAUGAGAAUCUAUUCGCUUACACUACCAAUAUGAUGUUACACGUGAGAACUCUAAUGGCACCUGGACACACUUCCCGAGGAGUUGGUUAUGUGCUGGGAUUUGUGAAGAAUAGGACAUUCUGUCUGGUACAGUAUAGCCUGAUUCCGUUGGAAGUGGCAUAUACAGUGAUUUUGUAUCAAUAUAUUGAUAGGAAUGAUUUCAAAGAAGCUUUCCGAAUCGCUUGUCUUGGAGUUGUGAAGAACGAUUGGAUAUAUCUGGCUGAAAAAGCAUUGAAUGCGUUGGAACUUGACGUCGCUAUGAAGGCUUAUAAAAGAGUUAAAGAUCGAGCAAUGUUGAGAAUGAUUUUUGAGUUAAAGAAACUAAAGGAAAAUGGUGAAACAGAAGCCAUCAUUCGUGCCACCAUCUGCGCAUACAUGAAGAAAUUCCGUGAGGCGUCGAAGAUUUAUAAGGAGAAUGGAUUUGAGAAUAAGGCGAUGGAGUUGUUCACGGAUAUGAGAAUGUUCGAGGAUGUUCAGGAAGUAAUGACGACUGCAUCUGGAGAAACCAAGAAAAUGUUAAUGAGGAAGAGAGCAAGUUGGGCAAGAGAUGCGAAUCAACCGAAAAUUGCAGCCGAGAUGCUCAUCUCAUCUGGAGAUUUGGACAAGGCGACAGUCUUGAUUAUAGAGAAUGAUUGGUUGGAAUUAGCCAUCGAAAUCUCUCAUAAAAUCGACAAGGGAGAUUUGGAAACUAUGAAGAAGCUCUCAUCGUACUUCAUCAGAAAACACGAAUUUGGACUCGCUUCGAGAAUAUUCCAGAGUAUAAAUGAUAUGAAGUCUAUAGUGGAUAUGCAUGUAAAUGCAGGUCAUUGGACUGAUGCCUUCGCAAUAGCUGAUCGCCAUCCGAAAUAUGUGGAAGACGUGUACCUACCGUAUGCCAGGUUCCUUGCUGAAAGAGAUAGAUUCGAAGAAGCACAGAAAGCAUUCCAUCGAGCUGGAAAAGAGCAAGAAGCUAUGAAUGUUUUGGAGCAACUCACCUCGAAUGCAGUAGAUGAGAACCGAUUUGCGGAUGCGGGCUUCUACUAUUGGCUUCUGAGUCAACAAUAUUUGGAUCGAAGUCAAUCGGAAGAGAAUUUGACACUGCUGAGCAAAGCGAGAGAGGCAGCACAAUUCGCGGAUGCAUACUAUGCAUAUUACCCAGUUUUCAUAUUUUGUAGUCAACCAUUCUCAUUUGAAAGGAAUGAAAACAUCCUCAAUAUGGCAAGAUAUCUGACCUUCACUCCUUACAUCAAUAACAUUUCCAAAGUUUUUGUCUAUUUCACAAUUGCAAAACUUGCUGGCGAGAUGGGUGCCUACAAAUCGGCGAGAACUGCAUUGGAUCAGCUGACUCGGUUGAGAGUUAGACCUCAUUUCGAAUUGGAUGGACAAAUCGAUACGAUGACGUUGAAUAUUCGAGCGAAACCGUUCACAGAUGUGGACAGUAUGCAGCCGAUGUGUUAUAGAUGUGGCCUGAACAACCCAUUCCUCGGCGGAACUUCCUGUAUUCAUUGUGAAACUCCAUUCAUCAUCUCCUUCGUUUCAUUCGACGUCCUCCCAUUAAUUGAAUUCAAAAUCGAACAAGACAUCACUUUUGACGAAGCGAAAGAACUGAUUGAGAGUGAACCACCGCUUGCAGAUGAUGAUUAUAACCCAUUGAGAUCUAUCAAGAAAGGAGUUAAAGAGAUUAUAUUGAAUCGAGACUCUCUGUCGAGACUCGAAAGAGGACAUGUUAUUGUUCAAACCUUCCAGCCUCCAUUGGCUCCGAAAUUCUUGUUCAAUGUCAUGCCAAGUAUCACUAUUGCUCAGUGUAAAGGGUGUAAUAAGGUGUUCGACCUGGAUGACUUUGAAAUGGCUUGUCUCCGCAAAGGACAUUGUCCGUUCUGCAGAACUUCUUACGAUCGAAACGAAGCAUUUUUCGUCGAGGAAGAGGAAGAAGAAGAGAGUUCGAAUGUGCCAAGCUUCGGGCAGUUUUCAAGAUUUUCGUGA